ACUUUUCAUCGACGUGCAUCAUUGGCAAGUCGUGCUCCAAAUUUUAGUUCGUUCCCGCUGUAAAUUAUAAGUGACAAGCAUUUAGUUGUGUUUCAGUACAAAAUAUUGUGUUGUUUUACUUCAAAGUCAGACAAAUAAAGCCGGAAUCAUGCCGCGAACAAUGCCCGUAGACACUCAAUGGCAAAAUUUCUGGAAAGAAUCCAUCCACAAUGAAACCGAAACUCGAAUGCGAUGGGCGCUCAAAUUCGACAACGAGUUCCACAAAAUGAUAAAUGACCCUCAGCUGGCUGACUUCAAAGUCCCCUGUGACCGCUUCAACGUCAAGAAAGUACCCACCAUCGAGCAUCCUUCCACCAGCUACGUCAUCGACAAGCAGUACCACAUGAAGAAGCAGCCACCUCCUCCACCAAUUCCCAAGAAGCCUGACUCGGGCGUCUCUUUGGACAUGUAUCCUCCUGAUCCUGCCACCAAGGCGUUGCUGUAUGACGGCAUCUCUUACAACGGCGAGGGUCGCUACCAGUACCUCCGGGCCAGGAACAAGCUGUACCCAGACCAGAGGUUCCCAUUCGAGGUCUGUUCUUCUUGGCAGUAUGGGUGGGGUGGUCAGGACGCGCCUCUGCGAGGUCCUAAACAUGCUACUAUUGCGGUGGUGAAUGAGACGUUCUAUAGGAAGAAUGGGCUGCAUUGGAUCAGAGAUCAGGCGAAGAAAGAGGGGAGAGUGAUCAACACCUUGGAGAAAGAGUAAAAGAAGGGGAGAGUGUGUGUGAAGCCCUAUGUCCAAGAAAUUCAACUGACGAACAAUAUCAGCAAGAUGGCAUGACAAAAUGAAGUAACGAGGCUAUGACAGGCUACGGCAGCAGUAAACGCUGGCCAUUGAUCUGGCGACUGACGAGAGGGAAUUUUGUGAUUACUGUUGGUCAAGACACUGAAUUUGUUGAUGCCGAAGGAACUGUCGCAAUAUCUCAUCGAUGCAGAGAAGAACCAUCCUCAAAUUUAUUCGAGGAAAAGAAAGACCUUAACUGAUCCUUCGUCUGAACUGACUGCAUAUCAAUUAUGAGCCAUAGUAAGAUCCCUUGUUGAAACUUUGCAACUUUUAUGUACCUACUUUACUUUUUAUGUUCCCGUUAACGCACUAUCUUUCAUUCAUGUUGCUGAAAUUUAGUGCAGGCUUCCAUUUCAAGACAGCAAUAAUUCAUUAUAAAGAUUUUACAUUCGCUUUCGCAAGGACAAUUACAAGUUAUAAAUCAAAAGUAAGUAAUAGUGAAUGCACUGCCAUGUACUUUUAUCCAUCUUGGGACGUAUCCUGCAUGUGUAUACCUAUUCUAAAGAAAAUUAUGCCUGCAAAUAUACACUUUUACUCA
This is a messenger RNA of Amphibalanus amphitrite, 1361 nucleotides long. Its product is annotated as protein ATP6V1FNB-like. The record is from RefSeq and is a predicted model, not a curated record. The transcript has a single exon. The coding region runs from base 149 to 745 and encodes 198 amino acids. Lineage: Eukaryota; Metazoa; Arthropoda; Thecostraca; Balanomorpha; Balanidae.